Messenger RNA from Hevea brasiliensis (rubber tree), 817 nucleotides. RefSeq lists its product as uncharacterized. Gene Ontology annotation, biological process: thylakoid membrane organization; chloroplast organization. Lineage: Eukaryota; Viridiplantae; Streptophyta; Magnoliopsida; Malpighiales; Euphorbiaceae. Gene Ontology annotation, cellular component: chloroplast. The transcript is spliced from 5 exons. The coding region runs from base 155 to 697 and encodes 180 amino acids. The record is from RefSeq and is a predicted model, not a curated record.
UUUGAACCCGAGCAAUAAGGCGGUCGGGACCCGGACCGCCUUCCUUCCCGAUUGCAUUUGCUAUAAAAUCCUCAGAACUGUCAGGAGCGUACAUCCACUUCGGAUUCUUCUUGUUUUUAACAAAUUCAGGUUUUGAUUUGCAGGUUCGAUUGAGAUGUUGGCAUUUACUGCAAGUUCUGUUGGUACCUUACCUCUUGUGGCGCCAGUUUAUGCAGUUAAAACUAGGAAUGGAUGCAAGAGUCAAAAGGAAACAAGCUGCAGUCCUGUCAGUGUUUCCACUCAGCUUCAACCUUAUGAUCAUCGAAGUGGGUUAAAUAAGCUUGUGCUGAGCCCAAUAGGGCUUGGGAAGCAAUUACAUCCUAUUUAUGGAAGGAAACAUUGUAAUAGAAAGCAAUCUGCUUCAAUUACAUGUUCUGCUGCUAUGAAUGCAAGAUGCUCUGCUUCAGGGCAAACUCAAACCGUAACUCGUGAGGCACCAACAAUCACCAAGGCUCCUGUACGAGAACCAACGAAGACGCCACAACUUGAUGAUGGAGGACCUGGGCUCCCACCUGGUGGUGAUGAUGGUGGUGGUGGUGGCGGGGGUGGUGGGGGAGGAAACUGGUCAGGCGGAUUCUUCUUUUUUGGUUUUCUUGCAUUUCUAGGAUUUUUAAAAGAUAAAGAGAGUGAGGAGGACUACCGGGAUAGUAGGAGAUAAAAGACAAAAAGAACAUAAUCAAUAUUGUUUUUAACGCCUUGAUUGUGACAUUCUGCUGUAUUCUUUGCCAUUGGAUUCAUAGUAGAUUUGAAUGAGAUAGACUGGUGAUCAACCUAUUUA